Molecule: messenger RNA, 807 nt
Organism: Cephus cinctus (wheat stem sawfly)
Lineage: Eukaryota; Metazoa; Arthropoda; Insecta; Hymenoptera; Cephidae
Product: succinate dehydrogenase assembly factor 4, mitochondrial
Exons: 3
Coding region: 131-469 (112 amino acids)
Biological process (GO): mitochondrial respiratory chain complex II assembly
Cellular component (GO): mitochondrion
Source: RefSeq, a predicted model, not a curated record
GACGUAGGGAUGUUUAAAUUCGACGCCGAACGUCGUCAGGCGUCAUUGGCAUGCACGAAUGUCGGAGCAAGAUAAUUGAGAACUGUGAUAUUCAAUUAAUCGGAAUAAUAAACGAGUUGUAUAAGGAAAAAUGUUGAGACAGUGUAUUUCACGAUCGUUAAUGUUGCAACGAACAAGAAAUGCGAUAAAAGCCGAAUCCUCGAGGAUGUUUUCGGUGAAAGGUAGCGAGUCUGGUCAGCAGCAGGAGAGUCCACGGGUUCAAGAAUUCAGAAAGAAACUAAGAGAACGCACGCCUAUUGGAAGGCUCGAGGAACUCGAAGAAGGUAAACAUCCCUAUCAGGAAAAGGAACCCCUUGAAAGGUUCCCUGAUGACACCAAUCCGGAGACUGGAGAAGUCGGUGGCCCGCGUGGACCUGAACCCACUCGUUACGGCGAUUGGGAGAGGAAGGGGCGAGUUUCGGAUUUCUAGUUAAGUGAAUUGAUUUUAGAAUUUCUUUGACAUAAUUAAUUGUUAGAACUCUGUACGCUGUAGUGAUUGAUUAAACAGUAGCCUAGCAACCGUGUUAAACAACGGUUCGAAUUAACAUGGAGAUCAACCCGUGCGUUUCUGAUAGGAUUAAUUGGAAGAUUUUAUAGUUGGAAAAAUAUGCAGGCAUUUCAGGGAAUUCCGAGCAGAAUUACAAUUGGCACGAUUUUAACAAGAGUACCUUGUAAAAGUCUAACAAGAAAUUUCUCACAAGGUACGAAAUAAUUUACUAGGGCAAAAUUGUUUUCUAAUGAUAAUAAAAUUUACAUGGGAAAAUAUCA